This is a messenger RNA of Nelumbo nucifera (sacred lotus), 2892 nucleotides long. RefSeq lists its product as uncharacterized. The record is from RefSeq and is a predicted model, not a curated record. NCBI's taxonomy places the organism in Eukaryota, Viridiplantae, Streptophyta, Magnoliopsida, Proteales, Nelumbonaceae.
CUUUAGCCAACCGAUUCUGCAUAUUGCAUGACCUUUUAUAUACCUUGGCCAUCUCUCUUCCCGCGCUUUCUCAAGUGUUACUCAGUUUGAGGAAGUCAGUUUACUGUAUCUUGCAUCCGGCACUAUUUGAGGAGAGUAGAAGUAUAAACCCUAAUCCAGAUAAGAGAGUUAAAACGAGAUAAGCGACUUGCAGCUCAGUCAUGGGAGUUUCAGGAAUGUAAGAAAAAGUUUACAAAAUAUCACUUGUUCAAUCAUGUUUAUUUCUCUUCUCGUCAUAUUGAUCAUCUAUCAUCGGUUCCUUAUUUUUCACGAAGAAAACAGCGGGAGAGGUGGGGUUUCUUUCAUUUAGUAGUUCUAUGAGAUGCAACUGGUGAUUACGAUUGUGGUACAAAAGAAGAGCUCUUGAUAGCAAUCCCUGGCAAGAUGACAUUUUGGGGGAUUGAAGUGAAGCCAGGGAAGCCAUAUACUCACCGGUACAAUCGCGAAAGGCUUAAAAUUACCCAGGCAACAAUGUCAUAUUGCAGUAGUCUCUCACCAAAGAAGAGUGUAGUUCAGUGUAAUGUAGGGAAUACAAGGCCAAUUCUGUUAUGUUCUCUGUUGCCUGAUAAGAUGGAAACAUGCCAUUUAGAUCUUGAAUUUGAUGAAGAGAAUGAAGUAGUCUUUUCUGUUCUUGGUGCUUGUAGUGUUCACUUGACUGGUUACUAUUUGAACCAGACUUCCCACCAUUCAAGUAGAUAUGAUGAUGACACAGAUUCCUAUGGGGAAGAUAUUGUUGAUACUGAGAAUGAGCAAUCAAGCUCCAAGGAAAAUGACUAUGACCAUGAUGAUAGUUUCAUCAAUGACAGUGAACCUGAAUUUUACUCUCCGUCUCCUAAGAGUGACGAUGGGAUCCGUUUAACGCCAAGCUUCAACCUUGAAAGCAAAAAAAGUGGCAAUUCUAGACCAAAGCGUCUUAAGAAAAAGUAUAUGGUCAGUGACUCAGAUGGGGAUACUGAGCCUCCUGAACAACCAAACAUUGUCAAAAAAGUUAAUACAGCUGUGAUUUUGAAUGACAAUGAGGAUAAAUUUCCCAUUUCUUCCCUGUUCAAGAGCAAAAAUGAUGUUAAAAAUGUUGAAUCAAAAGUAACUUCAGUUGAAAAGCCAGCUAACAAAGUCAAAGAGAAAGAGAGAGAGAAGGUAGAUGGAGAUGACCAUCAAGAUAUGUGCCCUGAGAUUGGUGUUGCUGCAGGAAAAAGGCUAAGCAGAGGGCAAGACCAGUCUUGUGAUUCAUCAUUGCCAUCUUAUGAGGAUAAGAAUGAGAAAAAUGAGGCACCAAAGAAGAGGAAGAAGAGAAGAAUUGUGGAGAAGGAAGAGAAUAUCCUCAAUGAUAGAGUGGACCAAGAUGAGCAGUCUAAGACAAUGGUUCAAAGCGUGAAACAAGAGCAUGACAUUGGAGAUAAACUGCAUGAAAAACCCCUUAAUCAUAAAAUAGGAAGCUACAAGCAUGGUGACUCAUUACAAUCUAAUGAGAAUGACAAUAUCAACGAGGUGACGGAGAAGAAAAAGAAAAAGAAAAAGAAGAAAAUUGCAGUCCAACAGGAAGAGAAUACCAUUUCUGAUUGGUUAAUCCAAGAUGGGCAGUCUGAAAACAAGAAUGAAGAGAUUUGCAUUGAAGAACAUUCUCAUGAAGUGCCCGUGAGUAGCAAUAUUGGUGUAUCUUUACAACAAUCUAAGAAGGAUGGUAGUAUCAAUAAAGUGGCAGGGAAGAAGAAGAACAAUGAGAAAUAUGCCACCCAACAGGAAGAGAAAGUAGAUGACGGCAAUGCUUUCUCACUACCAUCCAAUGAGGAUGCUGACAUGGAGAAAGAUAAGAAAAAAAGAAGGAAAAAGAAACAAGUUGCCGAGCAGAGUCAGAAUAUUAUUAAUGAUGGGGCAAACCAAUAUGAGCAAUUGGAGACAAAGGUUAAAACCAUGAACCAAGAGCAUGCUAUUGGAUAUGAAUCAUAUGAGAAACCCACUAAUGGGGCAGAUGAACAAGUUUGUUAUUCCCAGCUGCUAUCUAAUAAGGAUGGUAAUGAGAACAUUGAGAUAGAGAAAAAAAAGAAAAAGAAGAAGAAAGUCAUUGAUCUGAAAGAGAGCAUUCUUGAUGGGGGAAACCGAAAUGGACAGUUGGAGAAAAGUAUUAAAGUGGUAAGCCAUGAAACUGCCAUUGAAGAUGAACUGCAAGAUAGGAAAGCUACUGAUUCAUUAGUCCCUGGCAAUCUUGAGAAGGAAAAGAAGAAAAAAACUGACACAAAGCAGAACCCAUCCACUGAGAAAUAUCAAUUGACCGCUAGCAGUACUAAGAAGGAAAAGAAGAAGAAAAAGGCUGAUACAGAGAAAUAUCCAUCUGUCGUGGAUAAUGACCAAAGCACAAUUCAAUUAAAGUAGCCCUCUCUUCCAAGUUAUGGAACUUGGUGAACCUAUCAGUAAUGCUCAAGAAUCAAAUCUCAGUCCACCAAAUAAGAAGACCUUAAAAUGGGAAGAUGAUCGGUGGCGGGCAUGAAGCUGGAUGAUUGUACUAUCUAGAUGGUGGUGGCACACAGAAGGCAUUGCAUUCUUCCCAAUCUCCUUGCAGUGGCAUUGUCAGCUAGGUCAUCCUUCACUUCCAAUGCUCAAGAAGUUAGUCUUGUCACUACAGCCUAUUUCUCAGUUAUAGUGUGAGUCGUGUCAGUUUAGUAAGCAUCAUUGUGUGUCUUUUGUUCCUAGGGAUGAUGCAAGAGUAUCUAGUCCAUUUCAAUUGGUGCAUUUUGAUGUUUGGAGUCCUAGUAGAGUGAAGUCAUAUAAUGGGUUCAAGUAUUUUGUAACGUUUAUUAAUGAUUAUUCAAAAAUGAUGUGGAUUUAUUUAAUGAAAGCUUAUUCAAAAUUACCUCA